AGAUCAGAGACUCACCUGCAAUGACGACCUCAGGAGGGCCUUUGUGCUGUGGUUUUUCAGCUGAAAGUGCCAACUGUCGUCAUUUCUACCAGCUCCUUCUGGUGGCUCUCUGUCUGCACAACAGCCCACAAUGGUGAGGUCACUGGCCUUCCAUCUGCUCCAACUCCAUGUCUGCCUCACCUUGGUCCAGCUGCUCACGCCCUGCUCAGCUCAGGUUGCUGUGAUUGGACCCCCUGAGCCCAUCCUGGCCAUGGUGGGUGAAGAUGCUGAGCUGCUCUGUCAUUUGUCCCCGAAGAUGAGUGCUGAGACCAUGGAGCUGAUGUGGCGGCGAUCCGGCCUCAGGCAGGUGGUGCAUGCAUAUGCACACGGCAAGGAAGAAACAGAGAUAGCAGAGUAUCGAGGGAGAACGUCAAUUUUAAGAGAGGACAUCGCUGAGGGGAAGGCUGCUCUGCGGAUUCACAAGGUCAGAGCCUCUGACAGUGGAACCUACCAGUGUUAUUUCCAAGAUGAUGAUUUCCUUGCAAAAGCCCAGGUGGAGCUGAAGGUUGCAGCCCUGGGCUCUGAUCUUCACCUUGAAAUGAAUUACAAUGAAGAUGGAUGGAUUCGUGUAGAGUGCACGUCUGCAGGCUGGUAUCCACAGCCCCACGUAGAGUGGAGCGGUGAAGGGGGAGAGAGCUUGCCUGCCAUGGCAGCACCUGGGGCUGCAGAUGGAGAGGGGCCACUGGGAGAAGGAACAUUUUCUGAGCAUCCCUGCCGCCUCCACCUGGGACAGGCGAUGGAGAUGGGCAAAUGCACGAAGCCCUGGCAGGUGGCCUUUGGGGUGACCCUUGUGGCUCUGCUGGGGCUUCUUGCUGGGUUGGUGAUCUCAUGGUGGCAACAGCAGAAGAGAAUCAGGGCCUUGAGCCAGGAGAAGGAGAGGGAGCGAGCUGAGAAAGAAGCAGCGCUGGCGGCGAAGGAGCAUGAGCGAGCUGAGAAAGAAGCAGCAUGGAUGAAGGAGCAGCUGGAGCGAAGCAGCAAAGAGAAUCUGCAGGAGGAGCUCACGACCCCUUCCAUUUCUCCUGCAGGGUGGAGGAAGAAGCAGUACCUGGAGCGUGACAGGUCUCAGGCCUAUGCUGAGUGGAAGAUGGCCCUUUACCAACCUGCGGAUGUGAUUCUGGAUCCCGACACUGCACACCCCAACCUCCUCAUUUCUGACGACCAGAAGAGCCUGAACUAUACAGAUGCAAGGCAGAGCCUGCCAGACAACCCCAGGAGAUUUCAGCAUCAUUUCUGUGUGCUGGGCCGUGAGAGCUUCACAUCAGGGAGACACUUCUGGGAGGUGGAGGUGGGGAACAGGAAACAGUGGAAUUUAGGGGUGUGUAGGGAGAACGUGGAGAGAAAACGUGAUGUUAAAAUGACACCCCAGAAUGGAUUCUGGACAAUAGCACUGUUGGGUGGGCAUGACUUCCAGGCUCGAACGGAUCCCUGGAGCAAACUCACAAUUGCCAACCCUCCUAAAAGAGUGGGGGUUUUCCUGGACUAUGAGAGUGGGGAGGUCUCGUUCUAUGAUGCCAUCAAUGGAUCAUACAUCCACACCUUCUCACAGACUUCCUUCUCUGGGCCUCUGUUGCCUCUUUUCAGGGUUUUCUUAGAGGAGCCCACAGCCUUGACCAUUUGCCCAGCACAAUAAGGAGUGGGGAGCUCCCUUGUGUCUGACCCACUGCCUGACCCUUCCCUGGAGACCCCAGUGGCCUCAGGCUCAGCUGAUGGCAUUGAGGACCCUCAGGCAGAAGAGAGGUCUUUGCUUCCCCCUGCCCAGCCCUGACCAUAG
Molecule: messenger RNA, 1810 nt
Organism: Myotis davidii
Lineage: Eukaryota; Metazoa; Chordata; Mammalia; Chiroptera; Vespertilionidae
Gene: BTN3A3
Product: butyrophilin subfamily 3 member A3
Exons: 12
Biological process (GO): T cell receptor signaling pathway; regulation of cytokine production
Cellular component (GO): external side of plasma membrane
Molecular function (GO): signaling receptor binding
Source: RefSeq, a predicted model, not a curated record